GUUCCCUGCCUGACUACCCUCCCCAUCCUUAGUUCAUUCAUAAAGAUCUGCAGUCCCUCCUCCUGCCAGCACAACCAGGUCUUCUCACGCAUCUAUCCGGCUAGAUGCCAGCCUCCGCAAAGGGGGACAACCCCCUGCUAUAGCUGGGGAGGGGGGCACUAUCCAUCAUCCCCCCUCCAAACACACAGCGACCCUGGGCUGUACAUCCAUUCCUUGAAAGGAGAUGCUGGGCAAAGUGAAUCGAUGGCUGGUGAUCUUCGCAGCCCUUCUGGCAACAGGAGCCAGCUGGGAAGCAGACACUCUCUGCCCCGCCAGGUACAAGCUCAACUGCCUCCUCCGUCGACGUUUGGGGUGCGGGCCUGAUGGGGCGCCCACCUGCGGACCCUGUUUCCCCAAUUAUGAGGAAGAUUCUGGUGGUGAUUGUGUGCCAAAGAAAGUUCCUAAGCACGAAAGCAAAGCAAAGACCCAGAAGAGGCCGAAAGACUUGCCCGGUCUCAUCCGUUCUCUCCUGGCCAAGCAUGAGAAGGGGCUGCGACCACCAAGCAUAGAGCCCACUUUGUUUGAGAGCACAGAGGGGUUUGAACCUGCCACCUCCCCCACUCCUUUCCCCACCUCUCUCCCUACGGAUGUCUCCUCUGCUGCAAGCACCAUCCCAGUUUCUUCCGAGUCUUAUGAAAGCACAACAGUCCCGGCCACCACACCUCCACGGAUAGUGAAAGUGGAUUUCAAGGAAAGGUCCCGUCCCCCAGUGACUAACCUGAACAAAGCUGUGACCCUGACUCUUGUGGUGAUGUGCACAGUGACUGGGGUGUCUGGACUUGUGGUAGCUGCCAUUUGUUGGUACAGGUUACAGAAAGAGGUACACUUGGCUCAGAAGAUCGCAUACACAGCCAAUCGGGGAAACCAGUACCGGUACCAUCAGCCCAGUGCAUACAUGGACUCUAGACUAGCUCAGUCUUGCCAGGUUCACCACUAUCAACAUCAGAAGAAACUUCUCACCAGUGAAGAUAGAGAACCUCCCAAACCAGUAGAGCAGAUCUCGACAGAAUCAGAAAAUGAAAAUGGAGAUUACACUGUAUAUGAAUGUCCUGGACUGGCCCCGAGUGGAGAAAUGGAGAUCCACAACCCACUCUUUGACACCACAACCCUGCACCGAUGCCCUCCCUAAGCGCAUAUCCUCUCUUCUCCGUCUCCGUUUUCUCUCUUUCCUCCCCCUUCUUUCCUCAUCCACCUCUCUACCUCCUAGAUUGAUGCAAGGAGGAUUUACGUCUACCCAUUGGGUGCUGUUUCUCUAUUUUGUUCCAGGGGAAUGAAUUUCCUAUAUACCUGUAUCACUAAAUCAUCCAUUGCCAUUGUAUCAUUCCGCUCUAAUCCUAUGGAAACUAAUUCAUUCAGAGGGGAAAGACGGCCCGUCAUAGAGUAGAUCUCCUUCAAAUCAACUCCUCAAGAUGCUAAGUAACAACCAUCUGUUUUAGAGACCUCUUUCCAAGCUUGCCUUCACCCCAUUAAUUUUCCAUCUGAAAGCUUUUUUUCCACCUUAGUCGAGCUAGAGAGGUCAAUGUGAGUAGAGCUGUCUUCUUCCUUCAUUGCAUAGUGAUUGUGGAUGCAUAUGCGCAUGAGGAUCUGUAUUCCCCAUCCAGGACGGGCCAAGAUAUGCUUCUGCCUGAGGCAGUAGGGCAAAUGCUUUCCUCCAUCCCAACCCCAGGUAAACGUGAAAGAAUGCCCAAGAGAGAUCAAAUCACAUAAUUUGGCACCUGCAGCAGACAAUUCAACAAGCCCUUUCUUCUCCCCAACUUUUUCCAGAAAGUAAAAAAAAAAAAAAAAAAGGAAUGACAGCAUGUACGUUUUCUGUUUAUGGUGAUACUGUAGUCACAGUCUUCCUAAUAGCCAUUCCCAUUAAAACAUUCUUUGAGGUUAUAUCAAACUGGUGGGAUCAAUUUUUGACUAGAAGAGAGGAAUGUAGGCUUCACAGAAUCAUAGUUAGAAGAGACCACAUGGAAAUACCUACUGUUUUGCCUAUUUGCCUCCAAAUGCAAUGGACUAUGGGGUAUGGAUUUUACAUAAUUUUAUUUCAGUAUAAAAUGAAGUGUACAAUCCUAUCCCAUUUAAGACAUUUCUUUCCUUCCAAAGUCAGAGUGAACAAGUGGAUCCUAAGCCCUCCACCAAUAACUUUCCCAUAGGAACAGAGAUGAGGUGGGUUGCUUUGAGUUUUCCAGGCUGUAUGGCCAUGUUCCGGAAGCAUUCUCUCCUGACAUUUCACCCACAUCUAUGGCAGGCAUGCUUAGAGGUUGUGAGGUUUGUUGGAAAUUAGGCAAGUGGGAGUUCUUGUAUGUUUUCCGGGCUGUAUGGCCAUGUUCCAGAAGUAUUCUCUCCUGACAUUUCGCCCACAUCUAUGGCAGGCAUCCUCACAUCUAUGGCAGACAACCUCGCCAUAGAUGUGGGCAAAACGUCAGGAGAGAAUACUUCUGGAACAUGGCCAUACAGCCCAGAAAACAUACAACAACCCUGUGAUCCCGGCCAAGAAAGCCUUCGAUAACACAUAGGCGAGUGGGGUUUAUAUAUUUGUGAAAUGUCCAGGGUGGGAGAAAGAACUCUGUGUCUGUUGGAGGCACGUAUGAAUGUUGCAAUUGAGCACCUUGAUUAGCACUGAAUAGCCUUGCCGCUUCAAAGCUUGGUUGCUUCCUGCAGCUAAUCACCUCCCAACAAAGGAUUCCCCCAGGCAGGAAGCAGCCAAACUCUGAAGCUGCAAGGCUAUUCAAUGCUAAUCAAGGCGAUCAAUUGCAACUUUCACACUUGCCUCAGAUGUCCCACCCUGGACCUUCCACAGAUAUAUAAGCCCCACUUGCCUAGUUUCCAACAAACUUCACAACCUCUGAGGAUGCCUGCCACAGAUGUGGGUGAAAUGUCAGAACAAAAUGCUUCUGGAACAUGGCAUGCAGCCCGGAAAACUCACAGCAACCCUGUGAUUCCGGCCACGAAAGCCUUCGACAACACAGAUAUGAGGUGACAAAACAUAGAAGAAGGAAAGUCAACGGAUGUAGGUCCUUUGUUGUUUUUGGUUUGAUGGCAGGAACUCAACAAAAUAUUGAACAUGUGAGGUAUUUGUUUAAAUACAGAGCACUCCAUUAUGAGUAGUGAUAUAUAUAAGACUUCUGCAGUAAAGUCAAAAGUAAGUCAGGAACUAUGCAGAUAUGUGAGACGUCUAAGCAUAGAGCACUCCACUACAAGCAACUUAAUUGCGUAUUUUCCCUUUAAGCAGCCCAGAGCAAGGCGUAUUACUCAAAUAUCACAGUCAAUAGAACCAAAAGCAGUGGCACCAAAAUCAAGACAACUUCCAAAUUUACAAAUGGCACACAUUGAAAGCUAAAUAGUCCUGCUGCAUUACAAAACAGCAGUGGCAUCUUCCACUGUCACUGCGUGGCCAAGCUUACAAACAUAUUGCUGUACUAUACAGUUGUGGCUCUGGCAGGGAAAAAAGAGAGAGAAAUGUCUACAGCUUGAUUUGAAAACAAGGUGUAUCCAGAACUUCUGGAACCUGGGAUUUUUGCAUGAAAAGCAUGCACUUUAUCUCCCAUGGUUUGCUCGUCUCCUUGUGUAAACUAGAACUCUCCUCCAUUUGUGUAUGCACCUGAGCAUGCAAGGGCUAACACGUGAUGUUUUUUGUAUUGUUAAAUAAAAUCUGAGAGCGAUUCUAGCUUGCAUGUUAUAUAGGGCUGUCAUCCAAUUUAAAACCCCCCCACACAUAUCUGACUAUUAACAUGAAUCUGAUCUGAGUAGUCAAUCAUCUUAAUUUGCAUAUGAUUUAAAACCAUUAUAUUAAAGCAAACGCCUUCCUUAAUUUAAGUCUUUAAAACAUUGUUCAGGCUAUAAAUAUAUAGCACUGAUUCAGAUUUCGCGGCUAUGGCUGCAUCCUGGAGGAUUUGGGGGUUUGAGGUUAGGUGCGAGUUCUCAUGAUAUGAGUUUGAAAUACCCUUCUUAAAGUGCAAAUCCUGGGAUUUCAUAGGAUAAAGCUAUGGCAAUUAAAGUGGAAUCAUGGGGGUGUACCUGUGUCAUGUGAAACAGCUUUUUGAGACAUAGGGUGUAUCUAUAAUGUCAAAUUAAUGCAGUUUGACACCCCUUUAACUGCCAUGGCUCAAUGCUAUGGGAUCCUGAGGGUUGUAGUUUGGUGAGACACAGCAUUAGUUAAUAGAGAAGACAUUGCCUAACUCCCAUGAUUACAUCGCAUUGGGUCAUGGCAUUUAAAGUGGUGUCGAACUGCAUUAAUUCAACAGUGUAUCUGCACCAGUACAAACACCUGUACACAGGAAUAGAUUGAUUUAAUCAUUCUUUCCUGUCUAUUGAGAUGUAGGCAACACUGGGGGAUGAUGGGGGUGAUGUUUUUCUAUAUCUCAAAAGCCUUCAUUGAGAUAACUACUGUACUACCUCUAAUUACAGUAGGAAAACAGUGACUUUAGAACUAGGAAAGAUUUUUUUUCACUGUAGAGCAGUAGUUCCCAACUUUUGGGCCUCCAGGUGUUUUGGACUUCAACUCCCAGAAAUCCCAGCCAGUUUGCCAGCUAUUAGGAAGUGUGGGAGAUGAAGUCCAAAACACCUGGAGGUCCAAAGGUUGGGAACCACUGCUAUAGGGGAAUUGAGUGGGAUCCCUCCACCUUUAAAAUUCCCUCAACCUGAACUUCUUUUAUCACCACCAAACUUUCCAUCCAUCCCACAACUUACUGCAACAUCAUAUUUUUAACAUUUCACAGAUGAAGAUCGGAACGUGUUUGGACAAGCAACACCAGAGUAUUGUCAAGAUGGCCAAAAUUAUGAAUGAGGAAGAACAGACAAGCUAGGACAGACUACAGCAGUUGGCUGUGGCUUGCUUUUGUAUUUUGAAAAGUUUGCAGUAAUCGAAGUAAGCCAAUGACAAAAGGGGAGAGUAGAAGGAGAAGAGUGAAACUGGGACAUUUUAAAGGUAGCUCAAAAGAUGGGAUGAUGGAGAAUUAAUUGGGAGCACUCCUGCCAAUUUGGGACAAUUGGAGGGGAUGGGUCAGGCUGUUCAGUUUGCUCCAGCCAAACGACAGAAUUCUUAUGUUGUACUCUAUGGAUCUGAAGUGAACUGUAGUCCAGGAAAACCCAUGCUGAAAUAAAUUUCAUCUUAACAGUU
Anolis carolinensis (green anole) is the source of this 5146-nucleotide messenger RNA. RefSeq names its product neural proliferation differentiation and control protein 1-like. Gene Ontology annotation, cellular component: membrane. The transcript is spliced from 9 exons. NCBI's taxonomy places the organism in Eukaryota, Metazoa, Chordata, Lepidosauria, Squamata, Anolidae. The record is from RefSeq and is a predicted model, not a curated record. Bases 224 to 1168 code for a protein of 314 amino acids.